This is a messenger RNA of Sordaria macrospora k-hell, 678 nucleotides long. RefSeq lists its product as uncharacterized. The record is from RefSeq and is a predicted model, not a curated record. Lineage: Eukaryota; Fungi; Ascomycota; Sordariomycetes; Sordariales; Sordariaceae. Gene Ontology annotation, cellular component: Prp19 complex; precatalytic spliceosome; catalytic step 2 spliceosome. Gene Ontology annotation, biological process: mRNA processing.
AUGCCACUAAUAACCACGAUCCACGAAUCCCUCCCAUACAUCGACCCCGAACCCACCCCCGCCGACCGUCUCGCCGCCGAAGCCCUCAUAACCGCCGAACGCUCUCUCGUCCCCGACGACCCCUACCACGCGCUUCUCCCUCCUCCCUACACGCCCUCUUCGCACCUCACCCCCCUCAUCCAAUCCGAAUUCGAGCGCAUCGCCUCCUCCCUCUCCUCGAACCCCGACGCGCCACCACCAAAGCUCAACGCUCUCGAUCUAACCCGCUACUCCUCCAUCCCCGAGAUCCCUUCGCCCGCGGACCUCUCCCAGAUGGACUCCUCCGAAGCCACCACCCUUUUGCAGUCCCUCCUCGAAAAGGCCUACACGGAUCACACCUACGUCGCUUCGCGACGGGCGCACUUGGCGUUGCUGGACACGUACGGCAAGAACGCGUGGCUGAUUGGUAAUUGGCAGCUGGAGGGGGAGUUGAAGGCCAUCGAAAAGGAGCUGGCGGACGCGAAGAGGGAGAUUGAUCUUGUGACGCUGCAGCGGAAGCAGGCGCAGGACGAGGCCGGGCCGGAGAUUCUGGGGCUGGAGGAUACGUGGAAGAAGGGCGUGGGGAGGGUUUUGGAGACGGAAGCGGCUGUGGAGGGGUUGAGGAGGCAGGUUUUGGAGGUUAGGAGGGGGAUAGAGUAG